Cryptomeria japonica (Japanese cedar) is the source of this 2520-nucleotide messenger RNA. Its product is annotated as O-fucosyltransferase 14. The record is from RefSeq and is a predicted model, not a curated record. NCBI's taxonomy places the organism in Eukaryota, Viridiplantae, Streptophyta, Pinopsida, Cupressales, Cupressaceae. The coding region runs from base 529 to 2361 and encodes 610 amino acids. Gene Ontology annotation, biological process: protein O-linked glycosylation via fucose. Gene Ontology annotation, molecular function: peptide-O-fucosyltransferase activity. The transcript has 3 exons.
AAAACCUUUGCGAAGCGACUGAACAGUUGAGGCAAAUACUGCACUGUGGAGCCAAUCUGUAAAAUAAUAAUAUUUCAUUUGGAAAAUUGCCUGCGGAGGAUCGGCACGGACUGCGUAAUGAGCAGCUAGCAGGUAAACAGAUGACAUCAUUUAAAUUGUACGAGAGGAGGCUUUCUCAAGUGAAAGAGGCUCAAAAUCCAACCGAACCCCAAUUGUUUACAUAUAAAUAACAUAUAAAUCUUGUUUCAGACAUAAAAGAGUUCUCAUAAAUUCCUCAGGCUCCACAUCCAAGCCCACAAAGUGGUCCCCAUAUUCAGUAAAGAGCAAUUUGGAGCGCGACACUGUAAUUGAUUUCUGAAUUUCUACAUACAUUUGUCUCUCUUUUAGAGCAUCAACAGACGAGCUUAUAACACAGAUCUUGAAAUUCAGAUCUCGGAGAAAAUAGAUAUCAAGUGAGAGGUAUUGACAUAAAAUGUGAAGAUCUGAACUCAGUUUUAGGCUUUGGCAUUGUAUUCUACUCCUACUCAAAUGGACGAGGAAGAAGAAAGAGAGAACUUUUUGGAGCAACAACAAAAUAAUGAGAAUAAAGAUAAUGCAGCUCAGAUCAAGGCAGAAAGGGCCAGUUUUGAGAUGGGCAAAGAAUUGCAGGGCAUACGUGGAAGCAGAACCAGUAGAAGAAGAAGAAUAGACUUGGCGUCCAUUGAUAAGAGGUAUUGGUAUGCAUUAGCUCUCCCAGCGUUGUUCCUUACUAUAUAUUUUUCCACCAAUUUAAACACCUGGUUUGGUUCCACAUCUGAUCUCAAGGUCCAGUUUGCCCCUGACCAACCUAAAGAGGCGGAAUUGAGGGCCCUGUAUUUGUUGCACAAACAGCAGCAGGGCCUUCUAAAGCUUUGGAAUUAUUAUAACAACGCGACUUUUAAGACACCCAAUUCCACGCAUGUGAUAACCAAUGCCUCUUCUAGUAACUCCUCAAAUGGGUUUUCUAAUACCACAUCCCCUCCUCCAAUACCGCCUUUCAAUGCCACUUCCAAUGUGCCUUCUUCCCCUGAUGUCGGCUCUGAGAAUACUGCUGCAUUGAACCCAAGCUUUUUAUCCGGAGCUUUUGCUACGGAAUUACUAGCACAGAUUAAGCUAAACCAGGUGCUUCAGCAGACUUUAUUGUCACCAUAUCGGUCUGGGAAUGGAUCAGAUUCAGAGCAAUCCGGUGUUGAUUCAGCUCUCAAUUACUACGGUGAUAACAAUAACAGAUGCAAGCCACUAAGCCUCAAUCCAGAAAGGAAGACAAUUAAGUGGAAACCACGAAAGGAUCGGUAUCUCGUAGCAAUUUGCUUAUCUGGCCAAAUGUCAAACCAUCUGAUUUGCCUGGAGAAGCACAUGUUCUUUGCAGCCUUGCUCGGUCGAAUUCUUGUUCUCCCUAGCUCUAAAUUUGAUUACCAGUACGAACGUGUCUUGGAUAUUCAGCACAUGACCGACUGUUUGGGAAGCAAUACCGUGAUCACAUUUGAGGAGUUCUCUAACAGAAAGAAGGAGCAUUUACAUAUUAAUAGAUUGAUUUGCUACAUGGCUACACCACCUUGUUUUAUGGAUGAAGAUCACGUGAAGAAAUUUAAAGCAGUAGGGUGGACUGUUUUAAAAACAGAGGUUGCUUGGCCUGCUGAUGCUCAUCGGAAAGGCUAUCCCUCUCAUCCGCAUGCCGAGGAAAUUGUGAAAAGGUUUUCUGUUGAUGAUGAAGUUAUUGGAAUUGGUGAUGUUUUCUUUGCAGAUGUUGAGGAGAAAUGGGUAAUGCAGCCAGGUGGUCCCCUUGCACACCAUUGCAAGACAAUUAUCAGGCCGAACCAUUACAUCGUUUUGACUGCCCAGCGAUUUGUGCAAACUUUUCUAGGAGGAAAUUUUAUAGCUCUGCAUUUUCGCCGAUACGGGUUUCUACAAUUCUGUAAUUCGAAAGAAGAGAGUUGCUUUUUUCCAAUUCCACAGGCUGCAUCUUGCAUUCUUCGUAAAGUCCAGAUGUCCAAUGCACCUGUGAUUUAUCUCUCGACUGAUGCAGCGGCAAGUGAAACUGAUCUUUUACAAUCAUUUAUGGUGUCAAAUGGUCAGACAAUUCCACUAGUCAAAAGACCUGGUCAUGAUGGGAAGAUAAAAUGGGAUGCACUUCUUUAUCGACAUCAUCUUCAUUCUGAUGAUCAGGUAUUCGCCAUGCUUGAUAAAACCAUUUGUGCACUAGCAAGUGUAUUCAUUGGGACAUCUGGAUCCACUUUUACUGAUGAUAUAUUAAGACUGAGGAGAGAUUGGGGAACUGCCUCAGCUUGUGACGAGUUUCUGUGCCAAGGUGAGAAACCAAAUUUCCAAGCAGAUUUGCACUGAAAAGGAAAACCAUACACUGGGGUAACCCGUAUUGUGGGCAUUUGUAUGAAUCAUUGAUCUCCUUGGUUUGAAUUGUGUGUGUUCACUUGGCUUCUGCUUGUGAGGUUGUAAAGUAUAUUUCAGUAUUAUUCAGAAAUGCUAUUUUCUGCUUUUGUUGUA